CGGCGGCUUGGGGAUGACAACAUCCUCCCCGCGCGCCGAUGUGUUUGUUGCUCUUGCUCCACGUCGCAUGCAGGUGCGGCCGCGUGCGCGUAUAAAUUUCGUGAAAGUCCACUCCGUUCCUCGAACUGGAUCGAGUAAUCCGUCGACUGUUCUGGACACCAGCACAGCAGGUUCGGAUCGGCGGCAUUGUCACUCAUGGCGUUCUUCGAGGAGAUGGAGUCGCGCUACGUCCCCUACCUCCGCACCCACCUGCACCAGUUCGCAGCGUCGGUCUCCGCGGCCAGCUGCGAGGAGGGGCCGGGCGCCGGCGGCGAUGACGAGUGCCGCGACGAGCCGGCCGCGCUCAGGCUCAAGAUGGUGGCCGUCGCUACCAUCCUAGUGGCUGGCGCGAUCGGCGUCGCGAUCCCGCUCGUCGGCGGCGAAGAGGGCUCGUCCUCCGGCAGCGGGACGUUCGUGCUCGCCAAGGCGUUCGCGGCGGGGGUCAUCCUCGCCACCGGGUUCGUGCACAUGCUGCACGACGCUGAGGAGAAGUUGUCCGACCCGUGCCUCCCGGCCAUGCCCUGGCGCCGGUUCCCCUUCCCGGGCUUCAUCGCCAUGCUCGCCGCGCUGGGGACGCUCGUCAUGGAGUUCGUCGGCACCCGCUUCUACGAGCGCAGGCACGGCGAGGAGGCUGCCGCGGCGGCCACAGCUGGGCAUGACGACACGACGGCUCUGCUCGAGGACGGCGCGCUCGCAGGUGUCGCUGCCACCAGGAUGAGCGGCGACGACGACAAGCAUGACGCGAUGCACAUCGUUGGGAUGCGCGCCCACGCGGCUGCGCACCAGCAUAGCCAUGCGCAUGGCCAUGACGCGUGCGAUGGAGGAGCCGUGUACGACGCCCACGCCCACGGGAGCGAGGAGAGGCCGUCCCAAGCUCGUCAUGUGGUUGUCUCGCAGAUUCUGGAAAUGGGGAUUGUAUCCCAUUCGGUGAUCAUCGGGCUCUCUUUGGGCGUUUCGCAGAGCCCAUGUACCAUCAAACCUCUUGUUGCUGCUCUCUCCUUCCACCAGUUCUUCGAGGGUUUUGCCUUGGGUGGCUGCAUUUCUGAGGCUCAGUUCAAGAAUUUCUCUGCACUCCUGAUGGCUUUCUUCUUUGCUAUCACAACACCUGUUGGGAUUGCCUUGGGGGCGGGGGUCGCGUCGUUCUACAGCGCCAGCAGCCCCAGGGCAUUCAUGGUGGAGGGCAUCCUUGAUUCAAUGUCAUCCGGAAUACUGAUCUAUAUAGCAUUAGUGGAUCUCAUUGCUGCUGAUUUCCUUAGCCGGAGGAUGAGCUGCAAUCCGAGGCUACAAGUGUGCUCAUAUGUUGUCUUGCUUGUUGGGGCUGUUGCCAUGUCAGCACUUGCUAUCUGGGCUUAGUGAGUAUUCUUGAAGAAAUGUGCCUUGGGACAAGUUGCUUGGCGUUCAAUGCGCUUGGAGUUUUCCCUAGCUGCCAGUAAUUGAGGCCUUUUAUUUCUCUAUCCAUUCUUCUCAUGGUGGUGGGCCGUAUAAGUUCUCAUUGUGGUGGCAGAGAAUUGAGGCUAGUUUAUUAUAAGGAGUUUUUUAGUCUCCCUAGUCUUUGCAGAUGUACAUUUCAUCCUCAAUUGAGAAACAGUAUAACGAGGCUAGCUACGAGCCUCCACAGAAUAUCACCGUUUCAGCCGUCCGAUCAAACAUACGAUCUCAGAUCAAAUGGUGUCAUUCCUCGCUCGCACGCGUCGCGGGCCGCUGCUCCGCGGAACGAGCUGGUUUUCCUCUCCGCACUCGGGCCUUCGAAGGCCCACGUCGUUCCACUAACACCUAGGGGUCGUAGGCGUUCUAGGGUUAUCCUCCCCGUCCGAACAGUUUUUGUGUUCCUUCCGCGCCGCCGUUUCUUGCUUCUCGAUUCACCGGCGUUCCUUCUUCCUCAACACGCCAUGUUCCGCCGUCGGCGAGCUUCUGUUGCACAACUGCCUCCGCGCCGGUGCCGUCCACCUGCCCUGAAAUUUUCGUCCGCAACCCCUUCUUUACGGUUUUUUAGUUUUGCGUCCUGCAGGGUUGGUCAGUCUAUUCCUCUUCUGUUUCUUCCCCUGCGGCGGCGGACUCGGCGGCGCCAUAGUACAGGAUGAAUCGGUCGUCUGCGUCCUGUAACUCGCUGGAGUCGCCUUCAAAAUUUCUCUCUUGGGGCUGGAGCUGGACACAGGGUGUGGGAGCAUCAUUUGCGAGAAUGCCUUCUAGAUAGGUUUCAAUACAGGCUGAUCUAUCUGCAACGCUGCCGCAGCAGAGUAACACUAAAUUUUGUUUGGGGUGUAUGUCAUCGUAUACUGUAAGUUAUUUUGUGUGAUUCUUUUGUGCUUGGAUUAGCAGGUAAUAUCAUGAGGUUUCUGGAUCUCAGCGGCAGAAUAAUAUUUCUAGAAAAUAUGAAUUACAUAUCGCUUGUUACCUUGCCCAAUUUUUCUGCAUGACUGGAUUAAGAGAACAAUUUUACCACCAGCUAUCAACCCAGCACAAGGUUUCUAGAACUCACAAACAAUAUAGUCCAAAUGUUCCAUGGCAACAAAAAGCAAGCAACUACCAAGUCAAAGCUUCCUGUAACCGGAAAAAAAAGCCCCCUGUCGCUCCCAAGGCGAAUGAUGCCACAUCUAAUAGUGUCGUGCCUAAUGCUGCCAAUAGUCUACCAGGGUGUACUCGAAGCCACUGAAGCUCAUGGAUUAGCAUUGUCCCGCUCUAGAUGAUGUUCUGAUUUGUACUCCCUCCGUUCCAAAUUACUCGUCGUGGUUUUAGCUAAAACCACGACGAGUAAUUUGGAACGGAGGGAGUAGUAAACUAGAUUGUGUCUUUCUUUUUGAGAGGGAAUUAGAUUGUGCUUUUGUUGGAACAAACACAACAUUAUUCAGGAUGUUCUUUUGGUUUCAAUGUACUGUGUUAUUGUGAAUGUAUACUAAUAUGUUAUAGAGUUUGGAACAAGAUCAGUUAGUACUA
Molecule: messenger RNA, 2973 nt
Organism: Triticum urartu
Lineage: Eukaryota; Viridiplantae; Streptophyta; Magnoliopsida; Poales; Poaceae
Product: zinc transporter 10
Biological process (GO): zinc ion transmembrane transport
Cellular component (GO): plasma membrane
Molecular function (GO): zinc ion transmembrane transporter activity
Source: RefSeq, a predicted model, not a curated record